AUGCCGGCACCGAGCCGGCCGUGGGAUGUGCUAAGCUUAUCUGUUCUGAGGCCUCUGCCAGGCCUCGAACCACUGAGCUGGGCAUGCCUGUUGGCCAGCUCCGACAACUUUCCGCCAGAGGGCGGGGAGGAAGAGGAGGACGACGAUGAAACGGCAAAAUUUGUCGAUCCGAUUGACGAGGUUGGGGACCACAACCUGAACGAUGACGAAAAAGCGUGGAUACAGCAGGACUCCGACGAAGGAGACAUGGUCUUGCAGUUGGAGAGCCUUCCUCCCUGGGACGAUGACAACGGUGAGGAAGAUGCUGAAACUGUAGAAGACUUCAACACGUGGAUGAAGAAGUUGGAGGUCCAGUUGGUUGGUGCAGUUUGCGCUGCUUGUGCUGGCCUGUUGGAGAUCCAAGCCCGCAAAUACGAGAGGGAAGCCAAGGAUGCUGAAGCAGAGGCUGCGCAGUGGGCCCGAAGAGCAGAGGUGGCCGCGACAGAUGCUGGGGCCGUAAAUGAGAAAGUUAUUACAGCAAUCCGGAAGCGCCCCGUGCUUGACUGGGUCCAAGCAGCAGGCCGCUUCAAGCGGCUCUUGAAGGACCCAGCACCAUCCGGCGCGUCCGAGGCUGCCGCGGCAGCCGCCGCGCCUUAUGUCAAGGCCGAGCUGUCUUACGCGAGUUCUCAGCUCGACUACACCAAAGCUGCAUCGGCGUGGAAAGCAGAGGCCGAUGCCACGGAGCAGGCGAUGAAGCAGCUCCAGGGCUAUGCCGAUCAAUACCGCAUGAGCGGAAGCAGCUCCGAGGCCGUUCUCUACGCCAGGGAAGCCGAGACGUUGGCCAAACGGGCUGAGGCAAAGAAGCAAGAGAUGCCAGUGACGGCAUCCACCUACUUGAAACAGCAACGUUGGCAGGAUGCACGAGCCACUGCUUCCAAGUACUCGAAAGUCGCAGACCGCAUCACGAAGGAUCAAGAAGAUGGAAGGAAUGGCCGCCGCGCGUGGGAGGCGAAUGUCUGUGUCACACGAUAUCACGCCACGCUGUGCUUCUGUGGUACGCAGCUCUGGCAGGAUCUCCGCGCCAAGCUCAAGACUGAGAGCAAGGGCAACGUGCGCGUCAAGCCUUCAGUGGACGAGCUUCUGCUUCAGAUCCGGCAAGCUCUGAAAGAUGGUGACUGGGCCCCGCUGACAGCAGCAAGUGCCGUGCCGCGGAAUUCUGACAUCAUCAGCGUGGCAGCUUCCUCACAGCUCGCCAACAACGACGUUGAACUGUGCUGCAGUACGCUACAGUACGGUCCGAAGCCGAGGCAAGGCACGAGCAUCCACCAGAGCAGCAAAACUGCAGCAUGUGGAUUCAUCAAGCCGGUGGCUAAGACAGGAUUGUUCAAGCUUAACACUACGCCCCGUGGCCACGGCAGCGACCAGGCAAGGAUACGAGAGGCCAAGCUUCAAAUCCUUCAUCACAGGGUAUCGUUCCUGUCUCAUCCACUCCAUCGCCCGGCACUGCAAGUCAGUUCUGAGCGCCCUUUGGGAAACUUCCUGACCUGGCCGAUUGGCUACGGACAAUUGCUGCAGAUGGUGGUCAGCAGCUUUGAUGAUAGUGGUUGUGGCGAUUGGAGCUUGAUUUCAGCACGUUGUAUUCUCGACUUCAGUGUCUCGAACGCCACUACGUCAAGCUUGCAUCCGCUUCUUGUGGAAGAGUGGUUGUCUGAGGUGCAAUAUAAGAUUCUGGGUCCUGGGAUCCAGCCAGCCAGUCAGACACCUGCCUCAGCCUCAGUGUUGGUAGUGCCACUUGUCACCAGCACGAAAGUGAUCGAGUUGAAGCAGCUCCUGGCGAUGAAGCUCCUCGAAUCAGGGCGCAUGGGUCUUGCAGUGCAAAGAAGGACCUCUCUCUUCCCUGAAGUGCAACGGUUGGUUGUGCGUCAAGGUGAGAAGGAAGGUACGAGCAUCCAUUUCUCAUUGUUGGAGCUGGUCAUAUCGGAACAAGGCCUGAGAAAAGUGGCCAUGCCUCUGUCCACAGUGGCCUUCAUGUCAGCGCAGGUCGGCGGAACCUCCUGGAUCUCACAGGCGAACAAGACAUCCAAGUUACAAACUGAACUUGGCACGUACCACCUGCAAUACGACGAGCAGAAUCCUGUACCUAAGAACAUGGCAACCUGGCCUUCGCGCGAUGAGCUGCUGGAACACUUUGCCCAGGUAUCAUUCGAGUAUGGACUCACCCCAUACAUCCAACUGGAGACGAACGUCAAGGCCAUCACCGUGAACGGCAGCAGCUCGGAAAGCGGGCCCUUGGAAGUCACCUUGGAAGCAACACAGAACUAUACGGGAGUCCUUCCGCCAGAACCCACGGGGCGCGGUGUCAGGCAGCUCCAAGUCAGCAGCGUCUUCCUGUAUCCAGGCAACCUCUCCUUUCCUCGGCAACACGACUACGUUGGGGAGGAUCUUUUCGGUGGCAUGAUUGAGUAUGCAAUGUUCGAUACCAUUGACUACAAUCAGGCAGUGCGCGGCAAGGAUGUCAUGAUUGCUGGGCAUGGAGCUUUUGGUGUGGAGAACAUUCGGACCUGUUGUGAAUUCUCUGCGAGACGGAUCUACAUGGUUUGCCGCAGGACGAAUCUCUCCUGUCCACGCAUCAGCUCUUGGUUCUGCAACCAGUCCGACCCCCCAGUCCCCGCCUCCCUCUUCAUUGAAAGCAUGGAGCCAGCUUACAAGCUAAUCGGAUUCGACCCUUGGUCAUAUCACUCUGUCACCACGAAUACUGCCAGAACGAACGCGCAAAUAAACCAAAAGGCUCGAUUCGGCAUCGGGGAUGUGUACUUCCUAGCCCUGAGCAUGGGCAAAUGCGAAGUCAUCGUCGAUGAGGUGAAGCGGCUCUCAGCAGGGCGUGUCCACCUCCAGUCCGGAAGAGAUCUGUCUGUACAGACAAUCCUGAAAGUGUUUGGUUUCGUCGGAGACCAGGAGGUUGACCGCCUUCUGAAAGUCAAGAGCAUGUACGGCUAUUGGGCGGAUACGGACAAUCGUCGGUUCACUGCAAGCGAAAAUCCAGGUGUCUAUGCAAGCAAUUUCGGUGGCACCAGCCUGUCUCCAGGUGCAAUCUUCUUUGUACUAAGCGCAAGCCAUCUCAUGUGGUUUCCCAAGGACUGGCGCAGACUUGUUGACUCCGGUCAGCUGCCUACGAACAAGCGGGAUGAUUCCAUUUCUAGGCCAGCAUACGUGCUGGAUGCCAAGACAGCCCUGCCGAUCAGUUUCGUUGUUUCGUCGAUGUGUCCAGGAAUAGGCGAGGCCGCCAUGCAUCAUGGCGCACUUAAGAAGCGGAAGCAGCUCGAAUGUCAUCCUCCGGAGCGCUUUCUGGAGGAGUGCCGAAAUGAAUGGGAUGAGUACGCGAACAAGUGGAAGUCAGAGGACCCAUCUUUGAACGAUCCUCCGGCUUAUCCUUACACGCUCAAAAUUGUAAAAGGGCUUCUGGCGAAACACGCUGCCCUCAUCACUGAUCAGCCAAUGCGCUGA
Symbiodinium natans is the source of this 3483-nucleotide messenger RNA. The record is from the annotation of a GenBank genome assembly. Lineage: Eukaryota; Dinophyceae; Suessiales; Symbiodiniaceae.